GCGGCGGCGGUGGAGGCGGGGGUGGAAAACCGCUACAUAGCGAGAGCUAUUGGUUUCUGUGUUACGUGUUCCCGCGUGCUUCGCAAAAGCUUUCACUACUGUGCUCGCGCUCGUGUGCAUGUGCACGUACGUAGACCGCACGCGUACACACACACACACACACACACACACACACACACCACACACGUACGUGCACGCACACGGACGCGCACGGGGCGGUUCGACGCGAGCGAGCGAACGAAACAGCUUCUCCCGCGAGGAGCGAAAUAGCUUUUAUGCCUUCCCUCUUUGCGAUUUCUUCUUUUUUUCAUUUUCUUUUUUUUUUUGUUUCUUCAUUCCGCUUCUCCCGCAAACGCCGCUUUUUUUCUUCAUUUGCGCAUCUAGAAACGUUGUAUUUAAUUUCGUCGAGUAAACGACGCGAUUCCGCGCCGCUUUCGCGCCGAGCUACGAAAGAAUUGCCGCGGUACGAGUCGGCGGGUUAGGGCUGCGAGAGCGAAAGAGAGAGAGAAAGAGAGAGAAGAGAGAGAGAGAGAGAGAGAGGCUGACAAGACGGAUGGGAGGAGAAGAAGCGGCGCGAGUGCGAGCAAACGUCGAUCGAUAUUUCGCGCAGAGCUGCCGGCUGCGAUUUUUGACGAUGCCGGCGAAAGUACCGCGAAACGCGCGCAUAAAUUACUCGCGGAUAUUUCGAGCUGCGGCUUUUUUUUGCAAGAGUGCACUCGACUGAGUUGAAUGGAAAUUUUUUUAAGGUCGAAUGUCGACGCUCUCGCGAGAUUGACACUGACGCGUGCGACUUCAUUGAAUAUUAUUUAUUCUGCAUUGCGUUGUCGUUACGCGUGCAUAUGCUCAGGAAAUUGCAAUCUCACGGACUUUCGACCGAAAGUUACGGACGACGAAACGGUUUGCGUUUCCGCGACGGCGGCGGCGGCGGUGCGUCCUCCGUCGAUCAAGUCGGCCGACUCGCGACGAAACAGCUUGUCCCGCGAGGAGCGAAGUAGUUUUAUACCUUCCCUCUUUGCGAUUUCGUUCUUUUCUCCUCCCUUUUCUCCCGCAAACGCCGCUUUUUUCCUCAUUCGCGCAUCUACAAACGUUUCUCACGUUGUAUCUAAUAGAAAUCACGUUGUACUUAAUCUCGUCGAGUAAACGACGCGAUUCCGCGCGAGACUUCAUUGAAUAUUAUUUAUACUACAUUGCGUGUCGUCGCAUUACGCGUGCACACGCUCGGAAAGUCGCAAUCUCUCACGGGCUUUCGGCCGAAAGUUACGGACGACGAAAAACAGUUUGCGUUUCUGCGACGGCGGCGCGGGCGGGCGGUACGUCGAUCAAGUCGGCCGACUCGAGACGACGCGAUACCAGUUCAAAGCCAUCGUCAGACUUCUAAGCAACGUGAAUGAAACAGUUAGGCGCGCAACAUCGUACAAAUCAACCGCCUUCUAACAAGCCACAUUAACCUCAAGUGAUUUCUAUUUUCUUACGAAAGAAGUAAUUAGUAUGUUUAUAUCGACGUGAAGGAAGAACAAAACGAAAAAAAAAAAGAAGAAGAUAUCCCAAGAGCUUAGGUUCAGAAGAAGACAAAAGAUUAAGAGCUAUAUUAUCUAAUAAGUGUACAAAGUAUAUCUCUAACGAAGGGAGAAAUACGAGAACAGAUUAAAACAAACAAGUCCACCAGUGCCAAAUCCAGUGGAGAGCGAGGUAGAAGUGAUCGUCGCGAAACGGAGAGUUAGAGAGGAAGAUUGACAGAGAGAGAGAGAGAGAGAGAGAGCGAGAGAGAGAGAGAGAGGAGAGAGAGGAGGGAGAGAGCGAGAGAGAGAGAGAGAGAGAGAGAGAGAGAGAGUGAGAACGACAGAAUAAAUGGAGCACGAGAGCAAGACCGUAAACCAAAGAAUCUACCAUUUUUUCUAUUAACCAUUCAUCAAGUAACAAUUAAUCUCUCGUCAACUCGAGAUAAAUAGUAAGACACACACCGAUUCCUUCGUCAGAGCCGAUUCUUAAUUAAGCGAAACCGGCACAGUUUUUGUAAGCUAUAAAGAGGUUUAUAGAGAUAACUGUAAAAAGUAAGUGCAUCUUUCAAACUGGACGCGUCACGUGACAGAUUUUCGCCAAGCUAGAGAGGAAGAAGAAUCAGACAAAGGGAGGAGAGUCAACCGGAUUUCGCUUGAACACUCCCGGAGCAACCGAUCUACUUCAGUUCGUAGCCUAAACCUGUUGAGUACAAAACGACACAGAGUUAGAGAUAUAGAUAGACAGACAGACACACAGGGCGAGAGCGAGAGCGAGAAGGACAGGGAGAGCGAGAAAUCGAGUGCGAGAGAAAAAACGAGAGAGAGAGAGAGAGAGAGAGAGAGAGAGAGACAGAGAGAGACAGAGGGGGAGAGGGAACGAGCGAAUAUAAAAUCGAGGAAGCAACCUUGGACGAGCGCGUCGAAUACGAGCUUGAAAGAUCACGUGCUCAACGGAACAACAGCAGACACAGGAGCCGCGCCAUCAGGAGUAUCCCCAAGUCGGAACGUCGGAUUCUUCCAUCCGGACGGAGUUUCACGGUGACGCAUCUCCAGAACGUAUCGAGAAACAUGUCAACAGGACGACGCAACGAAAGAGCCGGACUCUCGAAAUCCAGCUCGACGUACUAACGACAACUGAAGAGGAUCACUGCGCGGCCAGGCGCGCGCAGUGACUGACACCGAUAGAGGAGAGAGAGAGAGCGAGAGAGAGAGCGAGAGAGAGAGAGAGAGAGAGAGAGAGAGAGAGAGAGAGAGAGAGAGAAGAAGAAGAGGAACAAAGGGCAGAGGAACGCUCAAAUGCCCCGCGCGGACAUCCUGUCGAGGACUCGCGCGGCGGAAGUGCGAUAAUCCACGGCGUCGGUCGGUCGGUCGAUCGGUCGGUCGAUCAGUCGAUCGAUCGAACGGACGAUCGGACAGACGGACAGAGUUCGCUCCGACGUGAAACUCGGGGAAGGUGACGAGGAGAGAGCGGGGAAUCUCGGCGGAGAGAGUAAACACGAGAGCCUCGGGAGGAGGAUCCAAGAAGAAGAAGAAUCCAAGACGACGACGACUCGGCGUGGCUCACGGGAAGCUCUCGGGCGGGGGUUAAGAUCGCGAUGACGUGGCGGGGAGGAUGAGCGCCGAGGUGACGAAGGAGGUCGUCGCCACCGAGAGGGUGUCCACGAGCCCUCCGGCGGCGGUCGCGACCUCACCGGGUGCGGUGCCGCCCGGUCUGCCGCCGUUCAGCAGCUUCGCCGGCGACAACGCGAUGGACAGCUCGACGACGCUCACGACGCUCCACCCGCAGGAUGUCGGCCUGGGCAUGUCCUGGGGCGACUAUUACACGGAGGGCCUGUCGAGUCGACUGGUCGACUCGCGGGAAAUCGGCAACCAGCAGUACCGGCCGUGGGAGUCCAAGGCGGGCGGGCCGGAAGGCCUGCCGAGCUUCACCAGUCAAUUUACCGCGCCGAGCGAGGCCGAGCCGCAGCUGACGGCCUUGACGCCGCUGUCGCCGGUGUCCAUGUCGCACUCGCCGCCGGUCACGACCCUGCCUAGCUUCCACACGUUGGGCACGCCGCUACCGGUGCCGCACACGCAUCGCGGAUCGAUCGGUUAUCCGCUGGUACCGGCGCCGGUGCAGGCGCGGGAGGUGCCGGCGCUUCAGCAGCAGCUACUCGACGAGCGUCACAUCCAGCUGCUGGGCUCCAGCCCGGUGCAAGCGUUCCCGCCGCCGCCGCCGGGUCACCCUCACCACACGGUGCUGACGGUGGUGAAGUCCGACUACCCGCAGCUGCACCAUGCGAAUUUCCAGAAUCCGAUGUCGACCGUGCUGGACUCGUCGCCGACCACGAGACCGAUCGGCAUCGACGGCCGCAAGAAGGAGCGCAGAAAAAUCCGCGCGGGCUCCAUGGAGUCCGAGGACGGCGGCGGCGGCGGCGGCGGGGGAGGUGGAGGCGGAGGGGGCGGCGCCGGCGGAGGCGCCGGUGCCGGCAGCGUCGAGAGUUCCGGCCAGGUGGCCGCGGUGUCCUCCACCGCGAACCGCGGCGUCCACCACCUGGGCGGCGGCAUGACCGACGGCGACGGCGACGGCGGCCUCGGGGACAAGCCGGCGAAGAAGAAGCGGAAGAGAUGCGGAGAGUGCAUCGGCUGCCAGCGCAAGGAGAACUGCGGCGACUGCGCGCCGUGCCGGAACGACAAGAGUCAUCAGAUCUGUAAGAUGAGGCGGUGCGAGAAGCUCACCGAGAAGAAGCACCUGUACCACCUGCAGACCGGCGAGGGGGCGUUCCGGGAGCGCGGCCGAGGACGAGGCAAGGGUGCCACGAGGAGUUACCGGAAGAUCGCACGGCAAGUCAGCACGCCCGACAGCGCGCCAGCUGGUCUUGGCAGCCCACAGGCUGGCAUCGGCGGCCUGCAGCAACAACACCAGCAACAAACGCAACAAUCUCUGCACCAGCCCGAUCCCAUGCAGCAGACUAAGGACAAUCUCAACUCGGCGGCGAACCAACAGACGGGCGCCUUGAGAAACGGAAACCCACCACCACCUGUCGUCUCUAUGUCAACCGGCGUGAUGCCGUUCUACGGAGACACCGGUGCUGGUUUCCGGCCGGCGGCUGGUUUCGGCAAUACAGUCUGGCACCAGGGAGUCGGAUCGGUCGGCGCGGUCGCGGUCGAAACGUCACCGGCUCCUUGGCCGCCGCAGCAAUUCAUUCAGCAGAUUCCCGGGCCGAAUCAGCUCGAAGAGCUGAGGUAUCACACCCAGUACGGCGCUGCGACACCGUAUCAUCCUCAGCCAGUCUCGUAUCAGCAGCAGACCUUCAUAACGGCGGACCAGUCCGCGUUCCAGCGAGCCGGUACGACGGGACAGUACACCAUCACGGGACAACCCUCGCCGCUGGCACCUGUCGGCGGGCAGACGGUGGUCUCGACGCCUCAGCGGCAAAUGAACGGACAAUUCGUGGACCCCGCGGCCACCGCUAAUCAACCAGUUGCUUACGAGAGGCAGGACUAUGUGAACGGCUACCAACAGCAAGAUGUGACAGGCAUGGCGCCGCCUCCGUCAACAACGCCGACGAGCCGCAGCAGCUCGGUGCAUAUGGACAGCCAGCAGCAGCAGCAACCAGGCGGCCCGCAACAGCCACCGCAACAGCAGCAACAGCAGCAGCAGCAGCAGCAGCAGCAACAAGCCGCUGCGGAUACGCAAGUGAAGGGCUUCGCCGCAAUUACGGCCGCGAAUGUGUCGGGAAACGAGAUGCCUGGGUAUCCACUUCAACAGGACCCACAGAGUUUACACAACUCUAACGGAUAUCCAGGCUACGUGGAAAUGGGUCAGCAACCAACGCAAAGCCAAUGGCAAAUGGUGUCGCAACAACAACAGCAGCAGCAUCAUCAGCAAGCGCAAAUGCAACGGCAGCAAGUCGACAAUAAUCAACGGCACAUGUGGCCGGACGCGAGCGGGAAGAUGAGCAGUAGCGUCAAUAGCAACAUGAACUGGCAGGAGGGUGCGAUGCAACAGCAGCAGAAACCUCCGCAACAACAGCAGCAACAGCAAAGUAUGCAAAGCAUGAAGCAGCAAGUGGAGCAGCAACAAGCUGCUCAGCUGCAACAGCAGCAGGAACUACCGAGACCGGCGAGUCACAUGAGCUGGGAGACCGGGAGCGUGAAGGAACCCCAUACGCCGCAGUCGUGGUCUGAGAACGCCGACAGUCAGCAGCAGCAAACUCAGGGAAACUGGUCGCGACAAAGCCCGAAGCUGAGAGACCCGCAGAACUCGCGCUUGACGCCGUCCGGCCAGCAACAGCCGCCUCAACAUCAGAACUGGUUGCAGCACUCGCCGAAAGUGUCGGAUCAGCAUCAGCAUAACAGUGGCGCCCAACAGAAUCCGAGAAUGACGCCUUCUGCUCAACGUUCUGCCUGGCAGCAGAACAGUCCGGAGGUACCGGGAUCUCAGCAGAAUCCCAGGCUGACGCCCUCCGGUCAGCAAAUGCAGCAACAGCAACAGCAAACACAGCAGCAGCAGCAACAGCAGUGGCCGCAGCAGACCAAGGUGGAGCAGAACCCCAGACUCACACCGUCCAAUCAAAUGUCUUGGCCCGACACGCCGACUAGUCAACCGAAUUGGUCACCGAAUAGCAUAAAGAGUGAUAAUAGUCAGCAGCCGCAGCAACAGUGGCAGGACUCGCAACCUAGUCCUAGACGGACUCCGGGCCACCAGUGGCAGGGUCAACUGACGCAAGACAACAAGCUGGACAAUCGAAUGUCCUGGUCGCCGAAUUCAGUGUCGGAGGGUCAAUCGGCCUGGGGCCAGCAGGCGACGAAACAGGACAUGCAAAACUCAGGGGAAAGAAUCGCGUGGCAGCAGCAGUCUGCGGUGGAGGUUAACAAGCCGAACGGUUUCCCGGAGAGUCAAGACAACGUUCCGGAGAAUAACAUGUAUGCUCAAGCGAACCGAGUGAAUCUCAACAGUCGACUGAAGUCGAUGAUUCUGAACAAACAACAGCAGCAGCAGCAGCAGCAGCAGCAGCAACAACAACAGCAACAACAGCAGCAGCAGCAGCAGCAGCAGCAGCAGCAGCAGCAGCAGCAGCAGCAGAUGCAGCAACAACAGCAGCAGCAGCAAACCCACCAAGAUCAACAUCGUAACAUGCAUCAUCAGAUGCAGGCGCAACACGUCAGCAGUAAUAACGGCGGCAACGCCGUGGAAUAUCCCACGGACGACCGGAUACGCGACGCGCACGAAAACAACGAGAAGAUGCAGGAGAAGCGCGCGGAUCACUUCAUCAAUCAGUCGAACAUCAUGUCGAUGGCGCAAUCCAACGAAAACAUGACCGGUAAUUUUUUAUCGCAUAGCCACCACCCUCGGGUAGAUAAUUUGCCCGACGGUGGUGGCUUAUGGGGAUGGACGGCAGGAGAGCACAAUCACAGUAACAAGAACGCUGACAACAGUGUGUUACCGGAGAACGGCAUGGCAGCCUUCGAGAAUUUCAUGAAGCUCGCCGCGGAGAGCAAGAGCGAUGUCGAGCGAUGCUGCGACAAGGACAAAGAUCAGUUGUCCUGGCAGACGCAGGAGGAGAAGAGCCACGACGAUCACAACAUCGACGACAAGUCCUUCCAACAACGACUGUGCAUGGAUCAGAUUGAGGAAGUGUCCUUCGAGGAGUCCCAAAAAACGCCCGAGAGCGACGAGCUGAAGAGCGACAGUCUGGACUUCCUGAAGACCACGGACACGGCUGUGGGCGCGUCUUCGCAGGACAUCGACAAGUGUAGCGACUCCGAUCGCGUGAUUAAGCGAGAAGGCAUCACCUCAGACUAUAACAGCGACGCGUCCACCCAUGACGCCGCCAGUAACAUCAUCGCCGAGAACGAAGAAGAGAGUCAGAAGAUCGUGCCGGAUUACAAGUUCCGUGGCGACGGCGGUCCCGCGAAGGUAUCGCCGGCAACCGGAUCGUGGUGCUGCCGAAGAGGCGGCACCGAGCAGCCGACUCCCGAACACCUGAGAGACGGUUGUUGUCAGGGCCUUCAGACCAAGGACGAGAUGCUGGCCGAUUCCCCGCAGAGAGACGAGCUAAAGAGCGAGGGGGGUCCGCACAGUCCACGCACCCCGUCCACAGCGACGACCACGACGACAAAGUUGCAAGACCACUUGGACAAACUGAAGAACAAUGUGAGGACCGAAGUGCCGAACUGCAACUGCUUCCCCGCCGACAAAUGUCCACCUGAGCCCGGCUCAUACUACACUCAUCUCGGGGCGGCCGCGAGCCUGCCCGACCUAAGGAACGAUCUCGAACGAAGAACCGGUCUUAAGGGCGACGCGAUAAGAUUUGAAAAGGUCAUCUAUACCGGCAAAGAAGGCAAGACCACGCAAGGGUGUCCGAUGGCCAAGUGGAUCAUCCGACGAUCCGGCAUCGACGAGAAGAUCCUGACUAUCGUGAAGCACCGUCAGGGUCACAAGUGUCCAACUGCCUGGAUCGUCGUGGCUAUGGUCGCCUGGGAAGGGGUACCGACACACGAGGCCGAUCGGAUCUACUCUCUUUUGUGUCACAAGCUCAAUCGAUUCGGUCUUCCCACGACCAGGCGAUGCGGCACCAACGAACCGCGGACCUGCGCGUGCCAAGGUCUCGAUCCGGACACCUGCGGCGCUAGCUUCUCCUUCGGUUGCUCCUGGUCGAUGUAUUACAACGGGUGCAAGUACGCCAGGAGUAAAACCGUGCGAAAGUUUCGACUGUCAGUACGAUCGGAGGAGCAAGAAGUCGAGGAGCGAAUGCACGUUUUAGCAACGCUCUUGUCACCUCUGUACCUCAGCCUCGCGCCGGAAGCUUUCAAUAAUCAGACUCAAUUCGAGCGCGAGGCGAGCGAAUGUCGUUUGGGUUUUAAGCCGGGCCGGCCGUUUUCCGGUGUCACUGCUUGCAUUGAUUUCUGCGCUCACUCUCAUCGGGAUCUACACAACAUGAACAACGGAUGUACCGUGGUAGUCAGUUUGACGAAACAUCGAACACUAUCGAAACCUGAAGACGAACAGCUACACGUGCUACCUCUUUACAUAAUGGACGACACAGACGAAUUUGGUUCGAAAGAAGGGCAAGAGAAGAAGAUUCGCUCCGGUGCCGUCGAAAACCUGUCCAAAUAUCCAUGCGAAGUUCGAGUUCGAUCAGUUCCGCUUCAACCCUGUAGACGUCAUGGCAAGAAAAGAAAAGAGGACGAGCCUGAUACCGUGAGCGGCAAAAAGGAUGCGAUGAAGAUCAUGUCCGACAAGAUGUCGGAUGCCGGACGCUCGCCAGGACACGUGGAUUCUUCAAGACCGCAGUUGAGGGACUCUCAAUUGUCAGUGGAGAUGACACCCAUGUUCGAAGGCAUCGACGCUCAGCUGCAAAGUUCUCAGGUAUCAUCUACGGUCUUAGAUAGUCCGGUAUCCAUGUAUCAAGGAUGGGGAUACCAAGGUGAGCAACAGUGGAGUCGAAACGGUUGGCUCGAACAGCGAAAGAACAACUGGCUGAACCCAUGGGGAGAGUAUUCGCCUUUCGGUGGCUUGGAAAGAGACGUCAAAGUGGAUCCCGACAGCACCAGCUUGGACGACAUCAGACCCCGAAGCACCGUCUCACAGGAAGAGUACAGACCGGGCUCGCGAAACUUACCCAACUCCACGGUAGACUCGGUCAGAGGGUGCUACGGAAAUUCACCAAGAGCCCAUCCGAUCUCACCUCGUUCGCACUCGACUAUAUCGGGGGAAGCGCCGUCCUACGGCGGCGUCCCAUCCAGAGGCUGCCUGUCGACGUUCCAAGAUUCAAAGACAAUCUCAUCCAAGGGACCGGAACAUCCAAACUCGGCGGAAAUCGGCUACAAUCCCCAUAUGACGCCUGGAGCUUAUUCCAUUCACGAUAGCCGGCAAAACAACUGCUCGCCGAGAUUCGUCAACUCGUCGUCGCUGGGCAUGGAGGCGACACAUCGAAAUACUCCAUCCAGGAUGAACCCAUCACCGGUCGCCACUCAUCAUGUUCGCAACGUCGGACAGGAUUACGUGGCGAAUCAGUUGAGGUUGUCGUCGCCGAGAUAUACGGGAGAUUCUAGUCAGCAGAGGUAUUCUGACAGCAUGGCGCAGAAUUACAUGGACGCGGAGAAUUCGACGAAAUUAGCACUACUGAGACCACAGAUCGAGCAAACGUUCACCAACAGAACACCGCAGCACCCCUAUCCACCGCAACAAAUGCAGUCACCCAUCAAUCCCGUCUACCAAAACCAAUACGCUGACGCUAACGCGGCGAAUCUGUUCUCUUGCAUGGAUAAUAAUCCCAAUCAUAAGUCAUUGGAGACUGCAAACUCGGACGUUUUGGUGCACAGCUCGCUGCACUUGCCACCGUUCGAACAGCGGAACGACGCGCAAUACCCGUUGCUGCCGAACGAGCAGCGAAAGUCCGUUUAUCACCACCACGCGCAAAGACAAUCGGAAACAAAGCCCUUCGUGGUCAAUCACCCUCCAUCUCCGUCUUCCGAUCAAGUUCCGCGAAACUGGAACACGAUGAACUCGUGGUGUUCAUCGUCUAAUCAGAUGAAGAGUCCACAGCGACCAAACGAUCAACAAAUGGCCGACAAGAAGAUCUGGACUGGGAAACUAGCGAGGUCGGACCAGAACAAAUCCUGGGAAACACCGUCCGAGCCGUCUCCUUUCCGGGUGCCAAGGGGAAGACCGCCCUCGCGAACGAUAUCCAAUCAAAAUUCACCGGCGGAGUCCAACGCGUAUCCGAAUCCAUUGACCAGAACUUUUCUAAAGCCAGCCGAGCCCACGAAACCCGCCAUGUACGCAGACUCAUUGAGCGGUGGAGUCGUUCAAAAUGGCUGCAUGCCCAAUCAGCUGAAGAGCAGCUGCUCAGAGGACAAAUUGCGAGAUGGAUUCUACGACGGCAGACAAGAGAUGUCAAAUCCCAACCCAAAUUCUCUCGCGUGGGCAGAGGAGAUGAAACAAGUGCAAGACUUCCACGCGAUGUCCGGUCUGGGCCACCAUGCGUUCCCGCAAUACGGCUACCCGACCUAUCCGGUAUUUGAGAAACCUUACGCGAACUCGUGGGAGAGUUACAAUUAUGGUCAUCAUCAGUCUUAUCAGACACCGGAAUAUCCGCAGCAAUUUUAUCAGCAACCGAAACGCGAAGGUUGCUUCCAUUCGCCUCAAUAUCCGUACCAAGGUUUGAAUCCCGCCGGUUGGACCAGGUGGGACACACCGCGAUGGGACAUUUACGGCCCGCCACCGCCAUAUUUCCCGGUUCUGCCGGAGCCUCCGCCGAAAGCGGAGCCGCUCGGUGAGGUGGCGGAUUACUCCGACAACGAAGAGUGCUUCAAGGAUCCGCAAAUGGGUGGCGUCGCGAUCGCCUUGGGCCAUGGUAGCGUGCUAUUCGAGUGCGCCAAGCACGAGAUGCACGCGACCACGGCCCUGAGGAAGCCCAAUCGUCUGAAUCCAACCAGAAUCAGUCUAGUGUUCUACCAGCACCGCAAUCUAAACAGGCCCAGACACGGCUGGGACGAGUGGGAGGAGAAGAUGCGGCUGCGAAAGUUGGGCCUCACUACGUCAACCAGCGGCAACAGCAGCAGCAGCAACAGUGGUGGCAACAGUGCAUCCUCUUCGUCGACGUCCAACAACCCGUCGACUCCGACCAUCGCGACGAGCCCAGGCAGCACCACGAACGACAAGACGCCGCCGCUUCCGUCGUUACCGCACAUUCCGAAUGUCCCCAAUUCGCAGUUCAUGAUGAGAUCACCCACCUACACCACGAUGACCUGGACGACGCUUUUCCGGAUGCAUCCCUGCAUCAUAACUGGCCCGUAUCAAGAAGGCGGUGCGAUCGGAUGAGUCGAGGUCGCCAGGUACGGCUUCGAGCGCCGAUGACUACCGGAGCUAGCGACCACCAGCGGGGGACACCGUCAUCAUCAUCAUCACCAUCGUCAUCAGCACUAAGAGGAUCCCAGGCGAGAUAUGCGAGGUAUCGAAGUAGAAUCGCGCGACGUCUUUCGAGACGGAUCUUUCGACGGACGAACGUGGCGGCGUUGAACCACGAGAGGCUUUAUAUCGUUAUUAUCGUUAUAGUUAGUUACUCCGAAGGAAAAAAGAACAACAAACACACACUUUGCACUGCCAUUUUUUCUAUUUCGGGUUUUACGCAAGAUUUUGAAACAUAGCGACGAGAGAUACGUGCUCGACGAGAAGCCACGCCAGGAUACGUGAUCCAAUCACACAAACCGUCUGUCGGGGCUCGCGUUUUAUAUUGACUUUUUACUAAGCUGAACUCGCGAGAGUAGGCUCCCGCGAUCGAGCCGAGAAGGCUACGAAAAGAUCAAGACGAGAUCGCAGAUGACCGAGGCUAUCGACGUGUAACAGGCAAGAAAAGGGAAAAAGACGAAAAAGGAAGAAAGAGCGCCGAUGACCGGCUGCCCCUUGCGAAGACUUUGAUACGAUAGAUUUUCGUAUUCUGACUCUGUACACAUUAAGUAAUAUCGCAUAACGAUUUCGUGUUGGUAGAAUCGUAAUCUUAUUAGCUAGUCGAGAAGUCUAGAUGAUGAAUCACGCGACACAUCACACGUACACAUAGAGCACACAUUAAGCGUACAUGCACACUCCGAAACAUCCAAGGAACCUGCACGAUAUAUGUAUGGUCUCGGAAUUAUCGCACUUUUUCGAGAGGCGAUGCGAGAGAGAGAGAGGGGGGGGGGAAGAGGAAAGAGAGGGAGGAGGGUACAAACUGAAUAUGAACGACCGCGUUUAUUUUCGAAGACAUUGUAUAAAAAGUCGUAUGAAAAAUUUUUUAAAUUAUAUAUAUGUUAUAUAUAUACAUAUAUAUAACACACACACACACAUAUAUAU
Messenger RNA from Harpegnathos saltator (Jerdon's jumping ant), 12318 nucleotides. It is a transcript of the gene Tet, whose product is annotated as tet methylcytosine dioxygenase-like. NCBI's taxonomy places the organism in Eukaryota, Metazoa, Arthropoda, Insecta, Hymenoptera, Formicidae. Gene Ontology annotation, molecular function: DNA 5-methylcytosine dioxygenase activity; DNA binding; zinc ion binding. Bases 3112 to 11310 code for a protein of 2732 amino acids. The transcript has 12 exons. Gene Ontology annotation, cellular component: nucleus. Gene Ontology annotation, biological process: positive regulation of transcription by RNA polymerase II; chromosomal 5-methylcytosine DNA demethylation, oxidation pathway. The record is from RefSeq and is a predicted model, not a curated record.